AUGGCUGCCACUAAUUCAAAGGCAGUAGAGGCUCCUCAGCAGUUUAAACAGCCUUCCAGGAAAGGUAAGAAGGCCUGGCGCAAAAACGUUGAUGUCACCCAAGUCCAGGAAGGUCUUCGAGUAGUUCGUGAAGAAGAAAUCAAAGGUGGUGUCGUUGCAGAAAAGCCAUCGCAUGAACUCUUUACUCUCGACACAACAGGCGACCAAGAAUUGGCGAAAGCACAUCGAAAGGGACGCAAGCCUCUCAAAUCCGACGAAAUCCUCGCACAGCGUUCGGCAAUCCCAGCGGUAGAUAGUCGCAAACGACCAAAUUCUAAAGUCACAGACGGUAUAAUCGAACCAAAGACGAAGAAACAGAAAAACGAUUGGGUCAGCAAUAAAGAAUGGUCUAGGCUGAAACGGGUUGCUCAAGAGAACAAACCAGCUGCAAAAUCAGAGGACGGUGUGAGCUAUGAUCCUUGGGCUGAUUCAGUGGAGACUGCCGACGAUAAAUUCGAAUAUGUGCCAAAGAAGAAAGAGAAACUUGCUCCUGUAACAUUGAAAGAAGAGCCAAUUUCUCUUGCCGCAAACGGGAAGCCCGUUCCCUCAGUGAAGACACCUACUGGUGGUGUCAGCUACAACCCAUCCUUCGAGGAAUGGGAUGGCCUUCUCGUCAAGGAAGGAAAUAAGGAAAUUGAAGCCGAAAAGAAACGAAUUGAGGAGGCAAAGAAGGAAGCUGAACGACAACGCUUGAUUGAAGAAGCUCAGAAUGACGACGGCGAGGUUAGGUCAGACGAUGAGAGUGCCUGGGAAGGAUUUGAAAGCGAAUAUGAAAAGCCAGAAUGGUUGAAUAAGAAGAGACCCGAGCGGAAAACGCAAGCUCAACGAAACAAAAUUAAACGCCGCAAGGAAGCAGAAAGAAAGGCCAAGUGGGAGGCAAAGAUGAAACAACGAGAGGAGCAAGCAAAGAGUAUUGAGAGCAUUACCGAAAGCUUGGAAGAUGAAGAGGCCCUUCGCAAACAACUACAGCAAGACAUUAGUUCUUCCGACGAGGGCGAUGAUACGGUUCUUCGCAAGAGGCCGUUGGGUAAAAAUCCUGUUCCAGAAAAGUCACUUGAAUUGGUGCUUCCUGAUGAGCUACAAGACUCAUUACGACUUUUGAAACCGGAGGGAAACCUGCUUGAUGAUCGAUUCAGAACUCUUAUCGUUCAAGGAAAGCUUGAGUCUCGUAAGCCUAUUACUCAGUCCAAGAAGCCCAAGAGAAAAGUCACCGAGAAAUGGGCUUACAAGGACUUCCAAAUUCCUGGACUGUGA
This is a messenger RNA of Talaromyces marneffei, 1293 nucleotides long. RefSeq lists its product as uncharacterized. The transcript has 3 exons. Gene Ontology annotation, biological process: ribosomal large subunit assembly; rRNA processing. Bases 1 to 1293 code for a protein of 430 amino acids. Gene Ontology annotation, cellular component: nucleolus. The record is from RefSeq and is a predicted model, not a curated record. Gene Ontology annotation, molecular function: 5S rRNA binding. Lineage: Eukaryota; Fungi; Ascomycota; Eurotiomycetes; Eurotiales; Trichocomaceae.